Molecule: messenger RNA, 2564 nt
Organism: Sebastes umbrosus (honeycomb rockfish)
Lineage: Eukaryota; Metazoa; Chordata; Actinopteri; Perciformes; Sebastidae
Gene: ak5
Product: adenylate kinase 5
Exons: 14
Coding region: 225-1925 (566 amino acids)
Biological process (GO): nucleoside triphosphate biosynthetic process
Cellular component (GO): cytoplasm; cytosol
Molecular function (GO): nucleoside diphosphate kinase activity; ATP binding
Source: RefSeq, a predicted model, not a curated record
CCGCGCAUCCGCAUCACCGACGAGGAGGAGGGUGGCGCGGUGGCAUCGCCUGCAGGAAUCCAGUUGUAAAGUCCACACACGAGGCUAAAAUGCGCUGAGGAGAGAAAGUGUCUGGAGAUCGGUUGUUAACCAGAGAACACCUCACGGCACUGAGACAUCUGAAGAAGAGGAAGAGAAAAACACGCUCCGGACAAGUUGUGAUUUCAGAGGAAAUCCGACUGGAGAUGAAUACCAACGAUGCCAAGGAGUACCUCGCACGGCGGGAGAUACCUCAACUGUUUGAGAGCCUGCUGACAGGUUUGAUGUACUACCGGCCUGACGACCCCAUCGACUACUUGGAGGGCUGUCUGAAGAAAGCCAGGGAGCUCGGAGGACCAGACAAGGUGCGGUGGGAUACCUUCGUGGGCCAGGAGAAGAAGUCACUUCCUCCUCUCAACGGGGGCCAAUCACGCAGGUCUCUCUUCAGAAAUGUGUUGCCCGACAGUCCCAAUUUUCCCUACAGACGGUAUGACCGCCUCCCUCCCAUCAGCCAGUUUUCCAUCGAGAGUGACUCAGACCUGUCGGAGACGGCGGAGCUCAUAGAUGAGUACGAGGUGUUCGAUCCAUCCAGACCGCGACCCAAAGUCAUCCUCGUCAUUGGUGGCCCUGGCAGCGGCAAAGGAACACAGAGCCUGAAGAUUGCCGAGCGUUACGGCUUCCAGUACGUGUCCGUGGGCGAGCUGCUGAGGAAGAAGAUGAUCCACAACGCCACCAGCAACAGAAAGUGGAGCCUGAUUGCCAAAAUCAUCACCAACGGAGAGCUGGCACCACAGGAGACAACAAUAACUGAGAUCAAGCAGAAGAUCAUGAAGAGCCCAGACGUUAACGGUCUCGUCAUAGAUGGGUUCCCUCGAGACGUGGGACAGGCCUUGUCCUUCGAAGACCAGAUCUGCUCUCCUGACCUGGUGGUGUUCCUGGCCUGCACCAACCACCGUUUGAAGGAGAGGCUGCAGAAACGAGCCGAGCAGCAGGGACGACCGGACGACAAUCCCAAGGCCAUCGACCGCCGCCUGACCAACUUCAAACAAAACACCAUUCCUCUGGUCAAAUACUUCCAGGAGAGGGGCCUUAUUGUUACGCUGGAUGCCGACCGAGACGAGGAGGAGGUCUUCUGUGACAUCAGCAUGACUUUGGACAACAAGCUGUUUCCCUCCAAAGAGCCAGCAGCCGGUCCGAGUGAGCUGGACCUCAGUCUACUGGGUGAAACCAGCAGCCUGGCAGAUCUUGCUUGCAAGUACGAUGAGGUCGAAGAAGAGGAGGAAGACAUUGGGUAUGCUGAAGGAACCACAGAAAGUUAUUGUACAGAACAGAAGAAACCAAAGGUCAUCUUCAUGAUGGGUGGUCCAGGCUCAGGGAAAUCCCUCCAGUGUGAGCGGAUGGAGGAGAGGUUCGGCCUGCGUUGCAUUGCCCUGGGUGACCUGCUGUGUACCCAGCUGCAGUCUCAAGGUGACAGAGGGCGUCACCUGCGAGACGUCCUGGAGAGGGGAGAGCAGCUGCCCGAGGACACACUGCUGGAGCUGCUGGGUGAUGCGGUGGCGGCGGCAGUCCGGCAGGGGAAAAGUCUCGUGAUCAGCAGCUUCCCCAGAGACCUGAGACAUGCUGAGGACUAUGAGGCCAAGAUGGGGGAGCCCAGCGCGGUGCUCCUGCUGAGCUGCUCGGCCGACACCAUGUCCAGUCGCCUGCAGUGUCGCCGCGGAUCCAGCUCCGGCCUCCACCCGGCCUCAGACAGAGACGGCGUCCUGCACAGGAGGGCUGAGAGCUUCUGCAGCGACAGCCAGGCGGUGGCAGCUCAUUAUGAACGCAAGAAGCUUCUGCACACGGUUGACGCCGAGAGGUCGCCAGACGAAGUGUUCGCCCAGAUCUGCCAGGUGAUGGAGACCUUCUGAUUUCUACAAUUUCCUCCCCAAACUCUGCCGUCCAGAGGGGGGGGGGUCCACCUGUGAAGACCUUCUCUCUCUCUGGAGACUCGCCACACCACACCCACAUAACAUCACACCUGCACCAGACAUACGCUCGUUGAACUGUGGUAUGCAUGUCCCCAAACACUCCCAGCAAUCAGUGAAACCUCUUUCUGCUUUUGACACUGACGAAGCGCCUGGUUGUCACAUUCUGCUUCAUCCACUUGCAUUGUCUCUCUCUUAUAUUGACCUCAAUAUAUGCUGCCAACUGCCGGACCGAGGCAGGUAACUGUACUGAGAAAACAGCAUUCCCUGCUGUGACUGAGAGCAUGUUUCUAGUUGAAUGUGAAAUCUCUCCCACCGAAGGAGCAGAGGGAGGGUUCCCGCCGCGUUAGAAAGUGGAAAUGUCAGUGUGCGCUCAUGCUCUCAUGCACAGCAAACAUGCUUUAUAUCGUAACAAGCAUGCAAGAAUUACAAUCAAGCUUAACUGCCUUUUGUGCAUUCAAUAAAAAGCAGAAAAGAGUAUUAAAGAAUAUUGCAUUUGUAUGUUUCCAAGCUCAUCGUGCAGGUGUUUGUUUAAGUCUGGUAUUUAACAUUCAAUAAAGCCAGUGCAUUUGCUAAGAGGAG